Molecule: messenger RNA, 1458 nt
Organism: Aspergillus japonicus CBS 114.51
Lineage: Eukaryota; Fungi; Ascomycota; Eurotiomycetes; Eurotiales; Aspergillaceae
Product: PAF acetylhydrolase family protein
Exons: 2
Coding region: 1-1458 (485 amino acids)
Molecular function (GO): 1-alkyl-2-acetylglycerophosphocholine esterase activity
Source: RefSeq, a predicted model, not a curated record
AUGAUCCGAGUCAUCCUAGCCUUCAUUUACUUCCAUCUCAUCAGACUCGGACAAACAGCAGUUGUCCCUCUUCCUUCGAGCACCGGGCCAUGCGACGUCACGCUUCAAGCAAGUGAACUAAUCGACCUGUCUCGAACCGAUCCUUUUGACCCCAAAGGAGGAAAACGUGCUCUGAUGGUCACCACCUUCACCCCGGGAAGUUGCGGAAGUGUACUGUCCACAUCAUACAUCCCGAAUGCAACAGCCAGGUAUGAGGACGAGUUUUUCCAGUCUUUCGGAAUAACCUCAGGAACGUUCGAGUCGUUUCGGAUUCAAACCCAAACCGAGCAGCAGCCACCGCCUUCCAGUCUUGAAGGAAAUUACCCGGUUGUACUGUUCUCACCAGCUCUGGGGACCUCAAGAUUGAUAUACACAUCGCUGCUUCAGGACCUUGCCAGUUACGGAUUUGCCGUCAUCUCCGUCGAUCAUCCGUACGAUGCCGACAUCGUGGAGUACCCCGACGGCCGCACGAUUGUCGGAAUCCUCGGGAACAUCAGCACAGAUGCGCAAUACGACUCAGCAUUGAACGUUCGCGUUCAAGAUAUGAGAUUCGUCCUGAAUCAGACCCACAACACCACGGCGCUCGGGGACAUCUUCCCGUUGGCCCGGGGAAAUGCCCAGCUACUCUCUCUAGAUCGAGCAACAAUCUUCGGCCAUUCCCUGGGCGGAGCCACCGCCGCGCAGACCCUAAUGGUUGAUUCUCGAUUCGUCGGAGGCAUCAACCUGGAUGGUUCACUGUGGGGGUCUGUCGUGGACGAAGGACUAUCGCGCCCGUUCCUGAUGUUCGGGAACGCCAACCACACCCAGGCAACGGACGCCAGCUGGGCAGCGGUUUGGCCGCAUCUGCGAGGAUGGAAACUGGAGCUUCAACUCGCACAGUCGAAGCACUAUACGUUCUCCGAUUUCCCAGUGCUGGUGGAUGCCCUGAGUAUCUCGGACGAAGCUAAGCAGAUUGUUCAGGCCGGGUAUAUUGGAACGAUAGGCGGGCUGCGGGCCAGGAACGUGAUUGUUUCGUACAUCACUGCCACACUGCGGUACUUUGUCCAUGGUCUCCCCACAUCCACCAAAAUCCUCAUCCCCAAGGACCUGCGCCAACAGCUUCUGUUUCCUUCACCAAUAGGAACCAUCAGCCAUGGCAUCAACCGGCACCCCCCCCGGUGCACAGCACCAUCGAGGGCGGCCACUGGGUCUCCGGGGCGGGGCGAGCGGCGCAGCGGGGCGGCCGUCAUCUGCGGCGGCCGCGUGCGCCUGUUCACCGACGAGCCCACCUUCCGCCAGCCGGUGGCGCUCCCCGUCUACCAUCUGAAUGAGGCCGAGUGGCCCGCGGUCGACGGCAUGGCCCCGCCCCUGCCGGUGCUCCUCGCGUUUCAGGAGCGUCUGAUGAAGUCCGGGACUGGGUUGACUGAGGAACGACUGUAG